GUAUGUGAGGCCGAUUUGAACCUUUCUUCCUUUGUUGAAUCUAUGGAAGGGUUGACGAGUGAUAUUAUCGCGAUGAAUGAAAGAGAGAAAGGGGUUGCAUCGUUGGGGUUAGCUUCGGUGGAGGUUGCACAGGGGGAUCCGUUUCGGCGAGUUACUCAGUCGAAGCCCUUUGAGGAGUGAAGAGAGGAACUUAAUCGUAUGAAGGCUUCCAUGUCUAGUGUGGAUCGGGAGUUUCUGAUCCCUGUGAUCUUACCCAAGAGGAAACUUCAACCCUAACAGCUUCUGCCCUAAAUCUUCUCUAUUAUACUCUAACAGCUUCUACCCUAACAACUUAAUCGUAUGGAGUUGGUGGUGGUAUGGCUGAUUCGAAGGUUUACACACCUAUUGGAGGUCGAUCUGGGUCAGGUGGUCGUGGAGGAAGGGGAGGCAGAGGCCAAAAUCCUGUGGCCUUGAAUCCUGAGUUGGGAGAGAGAGAGAGAGAGAGGGUUACAGAGAAGAUGGGAGGAGAAGGGAGAGAAGGGGAUUGGGAGUGCGGUGGAUGCAGGAACCGCAACUAUGCCUUCAGGUCCUUCUGCAACAGAUGUAAGCAGUCCCACCUUCUCGUCGACACCAGAACCCCCACCGAUUCUAAAUGGCUCCCCCGUAUCAGCGACUGGAUCUGCACUGGAUUGGCCUUUCCUUCCCUUUACUUCUACAAUGGAGGAGUUAGAGAGUUCCUUGCUACAAUAAAGCAACAAGUUUUUAUUGCGAGCCUUCCAUGGCAGGGUCAAAGAGCUGCAACAAAGAAGCAAAAAUAUGACAAAAUAUGUGAGAAGAAGUUAUCAACUCCCAUUGAGGUUUUACGCAAGUCGCAUCCAGUGGAUUUUGCAUCUUACUUCCAUUAUUGCCACUCUUUAACAUUUGAUCAACGACCGGAUUAUGGAUUCUUAAAGCACCUGUUUCAUGACUUGUUUACUCGUGAAGGAAAUGAUAAAAUCAAGGACCCAUUUAUCAAGGAUUACAGAGAGCACAACGAUGACACCACCGUACACUUUGAAGUUAUUAUGUCCGACGAGAACUUGAUCAUGGCAAAGCAAGAGGGCUUGCUAAAGAAAUUUAAACUCACCACAACUAUCAGCACAAGCAACAUGCAUCUGUUCGACCCAAAAGGCGUGAUUAAGAAAUAUGAAACCCCUGAACAGAUUCUUGAAGAAUUCUUCCACGAAUCAGAGGUCAUCUGUCAAACUUAGGUAUUUCCCCCCUUCUUCUUCUGAUUCUACCAUUGUGGUUGACCUCCCUAGGAGGGAAAGUGUAGAAAGGUGGGAGGCUUGUUUAGUGGGGCAUUUUUUGGGUAGGAAUCUGAAUUUUAAUUAUGUCAAAAAUUUUGCUUUCAAUCUGUGGUAAAAUAAGGGGUUAAGGCAGGUGCUAUCUACCUCAAAUGGGUUCAUCUUUUUCAUGUUUGAUGUCAUGGUGUUCUUAUUCUCUCUCUCUCUCUCUC
Camellia sinensis is the source of this 1477-nucleotide messenger RNA. The record is from RefSeq and is a predicted model, not a curated record. Lineage: Eukaryota; Viridiplantae; Streptophyta; Magnoliopsida; Ericales; Theaceae.